GUCCAGGUCCUUUGCGACGUAACCAUGUACCUUCCCGCACAUGAGACGACAUUCAUCGUUGGAUCAAGCGGUUGUGGAAAAUCCACUCUCGGUGCAAUCCUCGUAGGUGUUUACAACCCAACAUCUAGUUAUGUACUUCUCGACGAGUAG
Molecule: messenger RNA, 150 nt
Organism: Suillus paluster
Lineage: Eukaryota; Fungi; Basidiomycota; Agaricomycetes; Boletales; Suillaceae
Exons: 1
Molecular function (GO): ATP hydrolysis activity; ATP binding
Source: RefSeq, a predicted model, not a curated record